Schistocerca nitens (vagrant locust) is the source of this 729-nucleotide messenger RNA. RefSeq lists its product as uncharacterized. Bases 1 to 729 code for a protein of 242 amino acids. The transcript is spliced from 5 exons. The record is from RefSeq and is a predicted model, not a curated record. Lineage: Eukaryota; Metazoa; Arthropoda; Insecta; Orthoptera; Acrididae.
AUGAGGCGCAAGGAAAACAACUCCGCCCCGUGUUUGCUUUCGCAUCAUUACAAGGUGGUGGCACAGCCACUUUUUAAAUAUCGAGCGGCUGGAAAGAGGGGCGAACCAGUGGCGGACAGCUCGCAGCCGGCUACCUGCCGGGCGGCUGGCGCCAGCAGUAGCAGCAGCAGCGAAAGCGGCCGCCGCUGCCGCGCCGGCGAACGGACGGCUCCCGGAGAUGAGGCACUACCAGGGGCCCCGCUGCCGCUGCCGCUGCCGCUGCCGCUGCACGCCGUGAGCCCCGAGAUGCGCGGCCGGACGCACCUGCUGCCUCCGCCGCCGCUGCUGCUCUUCUUCCUGACGGUGCUCGCUCUCCAGGCACGUCGAAACGACGCUCAAGGGAUGGAGGUGAGGGUGCAGGCGCUUGUCGGAGAGAAGGCGCUGCUGCCGUGUGACGUCACACCUCCCACCGCGAAUGACACGGCGACUCUCGUCAUCUGGUUCAAGGACGAAAUCACGCCCAUCUACAGCUACGACGCGCGCGGCAAAUUCUCGCAGGAGACGGAGCACUGGAAGCAACGGCACGUGCUGGGCGAGCGCGCCAGCUUCGAGACGGCGGGCGGCGGCGCCACGGCGGCACUCACCUUCCGGCGCGUCGUCGAGCGCGACCAGGGCGUCUACCGCUGCCGCGUCGACUUCCGGCUGUCGCCGUCGCGCAACACCCGCUUACACCUCACCGUCGUCGAUUGA